AUGAUCGCUCCCCUCCCCUGUCUUCACCUCAGAAGCACCGCCACCGCUUCCACUCCCUCGCAAAACCUCACCAUGUUGCGCCGCUCCCUAACUACCAACCAAUACUCAAUCUCUGACCAAGACCUCGACACCCGGGGCUUCAACCUUCACCGCACGAUCGCGGAGCUCAACCUGGACCACCUCAACAAGGUGUUCGUGGCCGUCGGGUUUCCGAAGCAGGACCCGGACAAGAUCCAGAUGGCACUGUUGUGGAUGGAGUACAGGAAAACGAAGUGGCUUGUGGCAUUCGUGAGGGCAAUGGGAGACAGCGUGUUCAACAGAAGCCUGGCGUCAUAUGAGGUGUCAUAA
Molecule: messenger RNA, 348 nt
Organism: Pyrus x bretschneideri (Chinese white pear)
Lineage: Eukaryota; Viridiplantae; Streptophyta; Magnoliopsida; Rosales; Rosaceae
Product: serotonin N-acetyltransferase 2, chloroplastic-like
Exons: 2
Coding region: 1-348 (115 amino acids)
Source: RefSeq, a predicted model, not a curated record